AUGGAAAGUAAGUUACCAGCAACAAAAUGGCGGACUCUCUGGCUAGCGAUUCUUGUGUACUAUGUUUACGGAGUGAAUGAGGCCCACUGUGAUAUCCUGCCUGUGCGACCCAUCCACCAUAACAACACGGCAUUACGUCAGGUAUUGGAGGCGCUGACAGCCAAGUAUCCAAACAUCACACGGCUGUAUUCCAUUGGUAAAUCCUACCAGGGCAAGAGCUUAUGGGUAAUCGAGAUCACAAAGAAUCCUGGGAAACAUAUGCCCGGCAAACCUGAGUUCAAGUACGUGGCAAAUAUGCAUGGAAACGAGGUUGUGGGACGCGAGUUGCUUUUGCUGUUAGCUGACCAUUUGUGUUCAAACUACGGGCGCGACCAGAGGAUAACGAAACUAAUUGAUACAACUCGAAUACAUCUGUUACCAUCAAUGAACCCUGAUGGAUGGGAGAGUUCUCAUGUGGGCUGCACGGGGAUUAAAGGUAGAUUCAACGCAAACGGGGUGGAUUUAAAUAGAAAUUUUCCAGACCCUUAUGAAGGACAAACUAAUGAACUGCAGCCGGAGACACAAGCUAUUAUGAACUGGAUUCAUCGGGAACCAUUUGUUCUGUCAGCAAACUUACACGGUGGGACAUUAGUUGCCAACUAUCCAUUUGACAACCUCCCAAGUGAGCUCAAGAGGUCCGCUACUAGAGUAUACUACAGCUCCCCGGAUGACGACAUUUUUGUCAAUAUCGCCAAACUUUAUUCUUAUACACAUCCCACAAUGCACAACGGUAAUCCUCUAUGUCCGAUCCAGAGAACAGAGAAGUUUCCUGACGGGAUCACAAACGGUGCAGCUUGGUAUCCAAUUUCUGGAGGAAUGCAGGACUACAAUUAUUAUAAAACGUACGGUACUAAAGUAAGCAGUAAGCAGCUUGUAAGCAGUCUACCUUAAUCUUCAUAAAUAAGAUCUAUACUUUUGGUAUGGUCGGAGACCGAGGUUAAAAUAUACUCCAAUUCCAAACUGAAGGCUUUCUGUUGCUGAUCUAAGCGGUGUUUAGAGCGCUAAUCAAAUAAGAACCUAGUAUAUGGCCGAUUUCGUCAACGACUUCUUCUGUAAGUUAAGCAUAAGAUCGCGAAUUUGGAACUGGUUGGAUUUGUAUCCCUUUCCUUCUUUGCUCUACAUUCAUGUCCAAUGUUUAACUUCUCUCUUUACUAGAUAUUCCAGGAUGUUGUUUGCUUACAUCGUGAGCCCGAGACAACCUGUAAUGACACUGAUAACUAGAAAACGGCAAACUGUCGUGUGAAUUUGCUUCUAAUCAAAACAAUGACACAGUGUCCUUAUUUUGCGUUCAGUUGAGGAUAAUCAAGCUAUCAUGGUAAUUCACCUUUAUUAUUACCCUUUUUUUUAACAGAAACUGCUUCGAGAUCACUCUGGAACUUGGUUGCUGUAAGUACCCCCCAGCUCGUUACCUCUACUCCUACUGGCGCGCAAACCGAGAAGCCUUGCUCAAGUACAUCGAAUUGGUGCAUAACACAGGAAUAAGGGGCUUUGUUUUUGACGAAAAGGGCCGUCCGAUUGAAGGCGCGAAAAUCAUCAUCGAGAACCGCGCCAAAAAGGUAAAGACCUAUAAGGAUGGGGACUAUUGGCGUUUAUUAGUGCCUGGAAGUUACAUCGUCCGAGUGGCUAAAAAAAAAUACAAAAAUUCAAGAAAGACAAUCACGAUUGAUCCAGAUGCCAUCGCAUAUGCUAACUUUACUCUUGUAAGGAAGAGAUCGAAGAAUUUGAACAGGCGUCGACCAGUUACGAAGAUGAAUCCUGUGGCUCAGCCGUUCAAGUCACCCAAUAACGUGUCUUUCCACAAGAUUGUCACUCACAGGGAUAAACUACGGCUAUCAGCAAAGUCUCCAGGAAAGUCUGCUUCUACUGUGUCGCGUCUUUCCAUCAUGGCUAGUCUUGUUUGCUUUGUUUUAGUCGCUCUAUUGAAAUAAGCUACGUUUUUUUUAUUGUAACAUUUCUGCAUUACAUUUCAUUUUGUAAAAUGGCCAUUGACUUGCAGUACAUUUCUUUUAUUUUCAGAAUUCAUUUCUAAAAUUUCGAAUUGAGUAUCGAAGCCAAAGUGGUAAUCAAUCGUUUUGCUGCUCUACGCCCCUUGACUAGGCGAAAAAUAUCUUGCCAUUAUCUCGUACUUUCCGAUGCAGAUAGAAAGCCAAUUCCACACAGCGGCCAAAGGUCUGUGGGUGUGCGAUCGUUGUAAUGACUAGGUAAAGUGCUUUCAGGCUGUCAAAACCAAAUUGUCUCACACGAGUUACGAACAACCACAAAAGCCAAUAAGUUACUUGAAUAAGAUUGGUGUGCGAAAAGUCUCGAGUUUUCCUUUUCCACAUUUUUGUUUCCUUUUACAGACUUACAGGACCGUUUCUAUUUUCUUUCGCUGAUUUUGUGAGACAGCAGUUGUUUCUUAUCUUUCCUUAAAAGGUUUUCGCGGGAAUCGGCGCACGGCCAGUCAGAAUUGAUCCUUUAGCGCAUGGCGGACCUUUGACCGCUGUGUUAACCAGCUCAGUUGCGUUUUCCCGCGUUUGAGGUCAAAUAUGAGUGUUUACUAUGAGUUCUCAUUUACUCUUGAAAUAUUGACUUUUGUACUGGUCGGCCAUUGUGAUUAUUUUGGUUUUGGCUAUGAUAUUCAAUUGAGAAAUGCUCUUACAUUUUCAAACUUUUUAUUUUACUAUGUAUAAAGGUCAUUCACUCCCUAGAACUUUACAGAAUAUAUCAAGUCUUCUGUUUGUUUUAAUUUGUAAAACUAAGUCGUAUUUUUCACGCGAGUUUGACAAUUGUUAAACUGAAGGUAUGUGCAAAUUUCAAGGCAGGUGACAAGAGGUCACACAGAUUAAGUUGCUUUAUUUCUUCUGAUUUAAUCACUACGAGGAUUGGAAUGAUAAUCACGACGAGGAUUGGAACGAUUAAAGAAUAUUCCCAAAGAAAAAUUUGAAAGAUUUCCUUACCGCAAGCAAGACAGCUUCUUCUGAACAAGCUUUAAUUUCUAUAUUCCUUUUUACUUGCAUACGUUUUGUUCACGGAUUUUAGGUUUAUUGUUUAUUUUAUGCUUACAUUGGACUGUAUAAUGUAACGAAACAUUUAUAAUAAAUCAGUAAUUUCGAUAGUUUUAACCAUGAAGAGGCAAUGUUUAUCAACCCAGCUGGAUAAAUAAAAGAAAGUUUUAGUUACCUAUUAGAAAUUAAGAGUUUUCUCCAGACAUCGAGACAAGAGCUGACGAACUGGACUUCGGAUCUCCUGUUCCUUGGCCGGGUCAGCCCGUUAUGCUCUUAGGCAGGACUCUUUAUUGGCAAGGCCCCUCUUCAAACAGAACUGUAUGUUAUUAGCGGUUACUCACGCGGAAUGGCAAGGUGACCGCUUAACACAGGUUGGGCGCACAACAAAGGUUCCACAGAAGAGGGGCAGUAUAUGACAGAAAAAGAUAAGAUCAAAAACGCCAUUUCAUGCUAUAAUUUAUCAUUUAAUGCACAAACGCUCGCUCAAAAAUGUUAAUAACAUUAAUUUUGUGUAAGAAACAUGGA
Molecule: messenger RNA, 3551 nt
Organism: Pocillopora meandrina
Lineage: Eukaryota; Metazoa; Cnidaria; Anthozoa; Scleractinia; Pocilloporidae
Source: the annotation of a GenBank genome assembly